This is a messenger RNA of Entelurus aequoreus (snake pipefish), 2836 nucleotides long. RefSeq lists its product as uncharacterized. NCBI's taxonomy places the organism in Eukaryota, Metazoa, Chordata, Actinopteri, Syngnathiformes, Syngnathidae. Bases 341 to 2689 code for a protein of 782 amino acids. Gene Ontology annotation, cellular component: Golgi apparatus. The transcript is spliced from 11 exons. The record is from RefSeq and is a predicted model, not a curated record. Gene Ontology annotation, molecular function: protein binding. Gene Ontology annotation, biological process: Golgi organization.
CCUUGCGAGGGGGAGUCGCAUAGGUCCGGUGGCCAUGGAUGAAGUGCUGGCUGUCCAGAGCCGGGACCCCGGGUGGACCACUAGCCUGUGCAUCGGUUGGGGACAUCUCUGCGCUGCUGACCCGUCUCCGCUCGGGAUGGUUUCCUGUUGGCCCCGCUGUGGACUGGACUCCCGCUGAUGUGUUGGAUCCACUGUGGACUGGACUUUCACAAUGUUAUGUCAGACCCACUCGACAUCCGUUGCUUUCGGUCUCCCCUAGAGGGGGGGGGUUACCCACAUAUGCGGUCCUCUCCAAGGUUUCUCAUAGUCAUUCACCGACGUCCCACUGGGACCGACGACAAUGGCAGGUGUCCUCAAAAGGAAGUUUGCAGAAGUAGAAGACGACGACGACGACGACCUCGCCUACCCUUCCCCGCCGUCCUCUUCGCCCGCGUCCUCCGAGUGGGAGUCGGACAGGGAGGAUUUUACGCCCCGCAGCCCCCCUGCACCCGGCGUUCUACCCGUUGGCUCCAUCGUGAAAAAGCCCCGGCGGGUAAAAAGGCAGCAUCAUGUGCGCUUCGACCAGGUGACGGUGUUCAGUUUCCCUCGCUGCCAAGGCUUCACCAGCGUGCCCAGCCGCGGCGGCGCCACGCUGGGUAUGAGGCGGCAGCACAGCGCCCUCCACAGGUACACGGUGGCGGAGCACGAAACGGCGCGGCCGUGCAGGCAAGCGCGCCUGCUCCGACUGAGACCGGAAGGCUGGAAAGACGACCCGGUUGCGAACGAGGACGCCCACGUCGGUGACGCCGAGCCGGAAGGCGGAGGUUCCCUACAGCCGUACUCGUCCAAGCAGCGGCAGGCUCUCCUGCUGGCAGCCGGCGUGAAGCGCAUCGACCGCGAGGAGAAGAAGCAGCUUCACGCGCUGCGUUUGUCCCGAGAAGCUUGCGGCUGCGACUGCCAGGGCUUUUGUGAGCCCGAGACCUGCGCCUGCAGCCUGGCGGGCAUCAAGUGCCAGGUGCAACUGAAUUCACCUGCAGAAAAAUGUGGACUGCUGCCCUUCUUUGACUUCAUUCUGUCGCUGGACCACAAACGACUUAAUGAGGAAAAUGAUCAGCUCAAGGAGCUCCUGAAAGCCAAUAUGGAGAAAGAGGUGUGCAUGGAGGUGUACAGCACCAAGACAAUGAAGGUUCGGGAACUGGAAGUGGUGCCCAGCAAUAUGUGGGGAGGACAAGGCCUGCUGGGGGCAAGCGUUCGCUUCUGCAGCUACCAAGGAGCCAAUGAGAACGUCUGGCAUGUGCUGGAUGUGGAAGCCAGUUCACCCGCUGCCCUUGCAGGCCUCCGUCCUCACACUGACUACAUUGUUGGCGCAGAUCAGGUAUUGCAAGAUUCAGAAGACUUCUUCUCGCUGAUUGAAGCUCAUGAAGGGAAGCAACUGAAACUGUCGGUGUACAACACACAAAUGGACGCCUGCAGGGAGGUGGUGGUCACCCCAAAUGGAGCUUGGGGAGGCGAGGGCAGUUUAGGUUGUGGCAUUGGGUAUGGCUACUUGCACAGAAUCCCUGCACCUCCUGAUCUAUCCAUACAAACGCCCACCGGCCCUCCACCUCCUGCUCCUCCUCUUGUUCCCGAGGAAGGCGCACCUGCAGAGCUGCCUAACCAUGGCUUCACAGAGGCACCAUUGAUGGCACCGUCAAACCAAAGUGAGGAUGUGUUGGACUUGGAGCAGGUGACCCUCCCGGAUGCUCCUCUACCUCCACCUAUCCACCGCGUCACAGACCCUGGCUUGUUGGAGUCUGAGGCCGCCAUGAUGAGCCCCGAUCCCGCUGAUCUGCUGGACAGGCUGGACGUGUCCGUGUCGUCCAUCGACAUGAACGACACCUCCCUCGCCAUAAAGGACGAAAGAGACAACGAGAUCUCUGGCGUUGGUAAGUUAGCUCGCAGAACACUUAGAUGUCGUACGAUCGGCGAUUUUGGCAGCGGCACCGUGGACUGUAGGAUAAGUUUCCAGCCCUGGGAAGACUACCUGGGAUUAUCUGAUGUAGUUCGAGAGAUGAUAGCUCACAACAACACUGCAGGACCGGAAGCUGCGUCUCCUUCACGGACAGAUGCUUGGAGUGCGUUUUUUAGAAGUCAAAGUCCGAGUUGCGUCGCACCUCCUCCGACGUCGUGCACCUGGAGACCAGAACUUAGUCUGCACGAUGACCUUCCAGACACAGGGGGCUUGAACGCACCACCACGCAUGAUGUGCGCCUUCUGCAAGCGCAACGGGGAGUCCGAGGCGGUCUACAGGUCUCACUGGCUGAAGACGCUCUCCGGACACGUGGCCUGUCCUUACCUGUCCUUACCGUUUUUUAGAAACACGUGCGCUCAAAGUCCGAGUCGCGUCAUAUCUCCUCCGACGUCGUGCACCCGGAGACCAGAACUUAGUCUGCACGAUGACCUUCCAGACGCAGGGCGCUCCAGUGGCCGCAAGAGGCACCUGAACGCACCACGACGCAUGAUGUGCGCCUUCUGCAAGCGCAACGGGGAGUCCGAGGCGGUCUACAGGUCUCACUGCCUGAAGACGCGCUCCGGAGACGUGGCCUGUCCUUACCUGCGCAGGUACGUGUGUCCUCUCUGUGGAGCUUCCGGCGACAAAGCGCACACUAAAAGCUUCUGUCCGGAAGUGGGCCCCAACUACAAGUCUGUGCACGCCCAGAAAGAACUCUGAGCUUCUUGUUUGCUUCCAUCACAAAACCCUUUCUUUGUUGGAAUACUUCUCUUUUAUUGCUUUUAUAUCAUGAGAGAAUAAGUAUUUUUAUUUGUUGAAACUAAAACCCUACUGUGAAAUUGCAAUUUGACUUUCAUUCUUGUGUGC